Achroia grisella is the source of this 732-nucleotide messenger RNA. RefSeq names its product histidine-rich glycoprotein-like. The coding region runs from base 1 to 732 and encodes 243 amino acids. The transcript has a single exon. Lineage: Eukaryota; Metazoa; Arthropoda; Insecta; Lepidoptera; Pyralidae. The record is from RefSeq and is a predicted model, not a curated record.
AUGAGAUUGAUAAUAGCGUUCGGGCUACUCGCCCUCGCGGCAGUCGCCACUGCCCGGGACAUUCGAGAGAAAAGGGACGCCGACCAGGCACCUGCAGCAUCCCACAAGGGUCACCACUGGGACAAGGGUGGCGGUCACGAACACCAUGGUCAUCACCACCAUGACCAUGGCGGUCAUGACCAUAAGGGACACAAGGGACAUCACGAACAUCACCAUGGUAAACAUGGACACCAUCACCAUGAAGGGCACAAGGGACACCACGGCGAACAUGGCGGACACAAGAAGCAUCACCACCACGAUGACGGCUAUCAUCACCAUCAUCAUCACGGUGAAAAGGGCGAACACGGCCAUGGUCACGAAGAGCAUGGUCACUGGCACAAAGGUCAUGACACGAAAGGACACCAUGGAGUUGAGAAACAUGACGAAUUCAAAAAGGACAAGCACUUCCACGAUCAUCAUGGUGAAAAGGGACACCAUGAACAUCAUGGCGGUCAUCAUCACGAGGGUGGCUACAAAAAGGGAGGCCACUUCCAUAAAGGCCACAAGCAUGGUGGACACCACGAACAUCAUCAUGGCAAGAAGGGUCACCAUGAGGAAGGAGGUCACCAUCAUGACCACAAAGGACAUCACGGAGAGGGCGGCCACCACGAACACUGGCACCAUCAUCAUGACCACGGCAAGAAGGGAGGUCAUGAAGAUCACAAACACUGGGGCCACAAGAAGGGUCACUAA